GAGAGUCUGCAGGACAGGACACACUUCAGUCUGAGCUCAGAGGAGAAAAGUGGGCGAUGUUGCAGCGUGGAUCUCAUUUAUGGACACUGUGGGAAGAAAGGCUUGUUGUUACAGUCCUGAGUUGCUUCUAGAUGCUGCGCUCUGAUUGGUCAGCCUGUUACCAUCCGGAACACGGCGGAGGGCGGGGCUUCACACACAGCUGAUCGGGGGACAACAAGCGUGCAGGGACACAUGUAUGGAGGGGGGCUGGGAACAUCCAGUCCAUGGCAGGGACAGGGCUGUGUGAUGAGGCUGAGGGGCGAACAGGGCUGUGUGCUGAAGCCCAGAGGUGAACAGGGCUGUGUGCUGAAGCUGAGGGGGUGAUUUUUUUCUUUUACUUCAGAUGCUGUUAGAGAAUAAAAAAUAGGGCACAUGUGCAGACUAUUUUAAAACACACUCAAGAAAUUAUUUGGGCAUAUGCAUCUUAAUUUAUUGUUUAAGUUAUUAAGAGUUUGACUUUCAUAUAAAACCAAAAACCAUUUAAGACUUCAGUUAGUUUUUUUUUUAAAGAAGAAAAUAUUCUUAUACGUAAUGAACGUAUUUUUACGACGGAGUAUUAGGGCCAGGGCUAUUUUUGAUUAAACUUUAUGUUUGAUAAUUUACAACAUCUUCAAAAUAACCAGAAAUAUGAUGUAUAAUGAAUGAAUAUUUAUGGUAAGAAUAUUUAUUAACCCACUUGAAACUAAUGGUCAGAGUGUGGCUUUCACAUAAAAUAAAACAUUUUUAGACUUUAGUUAGUUUGAAAAAUUAAAAUAUCCUUGUACGUAAUGAUCGAAACAGGUAUUUUUGAUUCGAUUUUUAUGUUUGAUAAUUAAACAUUUCUUGUUAUUUAUAACAUCUUCAAAAUAUAAUGUAUUAUUAAGUAAUAUUUAUAAUACGGAUUUUUAUUAAUCCUCACUUGAAAGUGAUUUUCAGUAAACCUGCAUGGUUCCACCAGGAGCUACAUUUAACAGGCUCAGGUGCCAGAAGAUUUUAUGAUUCCCCGGUGAACUGGGUUUAUGUACUUUUGAGUAUACAAAGGUAAUGUCCUGCUGUAUGGUAGCAGGAUUUUCUUUUUUACCAGGGGCAUGAUUGAUCCUGGAUGUGCAAUCACAUCUAUAAAGAUGAAAACAAAGGAGAAAUACAAAGAUAGGUAAUUGUUUUUGUAUUUCAUGGAUGUCAUCAUUAAAUAUGGAUGAGAAAUCUAAGAAUAGAUAGUGGGAGUCAGUAAGGAAAACAUGUUUGGAUCGGUUGGUUCCUGCAGUUGCGUUUUUUUAACCCGAGUGCAACACUGGUGUUUCACGGAAGAUGCCACACAUAGUUGCAUGUUGUGGCUUUAAUCAGAUAUGUGAGAUUGAACCACUGGUGACCCAGCACAGGUCUGGCCUGCUGCCACAGAUGCCAUUCCUGCUUCUAAGAUGAUUUUUCUCUUCUUACAAACACUUUAAUGAAGGUGUGUCCAACACCUUUAUGUGGGGCUGGACCAAAUGUAUUGACACAUGGUCUUUUGUACUGGAGGUCAGCAGAUUCUUUAUGAAUGUGCAGUUUAAAUGUACAAAUGGGAUUAGAGCUGCAAAUGAGUACAAAAUAAACAUAUGAAUUUGCAAGAAAAACUCUGCUCUUUUUAUAAGGGGAUAGUGCUGAUGUAUCACAGUGCAGUGAGAGCUUUUGUCACCAUAAAUGUUAUGCCUUGUAUAGUAACGUUACUCUUGAGCAAGCAUAUGCUGCCCUGCUUUGAAUGUCUAUGGAUAACCCUUAGGGAAAGGCAUAAGAGAGAGAGAUAUGCACAUGUCUGUUGCUCAAGUCUAUAUCAGGUUUUGUUUAGGUGCCAUUGCCUGAGAUCACAUUUAGAGUUACCCUGUCUUCUUGCCCGGCUGGUUUGAAACCUUUUUCUAUUGAACAACUUAGCUUUUUAAACCAUGGUCCUCUCUGGUUAUUUUUGUACGCGACAGUUCAAAUAAUCAAGCUAUCUUGUGUUAGUAUUUGUGCUCCAGCAGUUUGGCUAAAUUAGUAUCUUUAUGUUAUCUUGGUUACAUGACAGAAGGAUUUAUGACAAGAUCAUGAAACAGGUUGUAACAGUUACUUACUGUGGCUUUUAUGUUGUUUUUCUUUUCAUUGUGUCAGACUCGAACAGACACUGACUGAAUACGCUCAACCUUUCUGUGUCCCAUUCAGACACUUGACUCAGUCUUAUGUUUCUCGCUGUCAACACACACUGUGAUUAUGACACACAUCCUCCCCACCCAAGUCACAUUCCUUCUUCUCCAGAUGCACGUUACCUGCAAAACAGAUCAAAGCCCCACAUCAGUCACUGCUAAGCUGGCGAAGGGCAGCAGGUUUAUCUUGUAACAUUUGUUACAGCAAAGAGGAAGUUGACUCAGGAGGAAUUAAAGAUGAUAGACCAGGCGCUCAUGACUCUGCUGUCAGUCAUUUAUGUGUAUUAGGAAUAAUGAUCCAUAGUUAUUAACUCAUCACCUAAAUCACUUUCAUGAUGUUUUAUGCUUUGAGUUGGACAGCUGAAGUUUUUGUGUCUCUGUAUAUUUAGAAAAAGUGAAAUUAGGACUCGUCUAAUGUAAGAAAGAUCAUCAGUUGUCUUACACUAGAAAACUUUGUUUGAUAAGUUGUUAUUCUGUUCUGACUAUUCUGUUCAGUGGGAGGUUGUUUUGCAUGAAAGGACAGCUGUAAUCUGUUGGUUACCACCGCAUUAUUGAUCUCACUGCCAGUGCUCAUGUUAUUGAUCCCAUGUUUGACCUUCUGCCCAGGCAAGUUCACAGAGCGACUGUUUGACCAACCAAAAAAGGUUUAGUCACAGAAAACCAGCCUGAUUCAUUGUUAUUGAAUAUGUAUUUAAUGUUGUUUGAAUUUUUCUGCCGCCAGUGUUGCUUUGUUUCUGUUUUUCCCUUUUUUACCUUAACUGGACGUCAGCAUCGAGAGCAAGCAUGAGGUCACCAUCCUUAGUGGACUCAACGAAUUUGUGGUCAAGUUUCACGGGCCACCUGGAACACCGUAUGAAGGAGGCGUAUGGAAGGUUCGGGUGGAUCUACCAGAUAAAUACCCCUUCAAAUCACCGUCAAUAGGAUUCAUGAAUAAAAUCUUUCACCCAAACAUCGACGAAGCGUCGGGAACGGUGUGUUUAGAUGUCAUUAACCAGACAUGGACGGCUCUCUAUGACCUUACCAAUAUCUUCGAGUCGUUCCUCCCUCAGCUGCUCGCCUACCCAAACCCCAUCGAUCCUCUGAACGGGGACGCAGCAGCCAUGUACCUUCAUCGACCGGAGGAUUAUAAACACAAGAUCAAUGAGUACAUCCAGAAGUACGCCACAGAGGAGGCUCUAAAGGAGCAGGAAGAAGGAGGGGGCGACUCCUCUUCCGAGAGCUCCAUGUCAGACUUUUCGGAGGAUGAGGCUCAGGACAUGGAGUUGUAGUGAAAGGGGGGGAUCCGGUCCCCUUCACCUCACAACAGACUGUUGUUUCCUAAAGUGCAGAAACUCAGUACUAUAUUCAUAUUUAAACAAGACAAUUUUUUACUGCAACACAAGGAUUUUUAUCGCUACACAAGGAUUUGCAGUAUGAUAUUGCAGAAAUAUUAACCCUUAUAUAGGAAUUCACGACCAACUUCCCUUUCCCUCCUCCUCACCCCAAGAGCCUGCUUGGAUCAGAAAGGAGUGCGCCAUUCAUUUCCACAAAGUUGUUGUGGAUUCAGGCCUUGUAAAGGCGGCUUUCUAUCUUCUUGUCCAAACUGAGCCGUGAAACCAACACGGGGGCCAGGAUGUCAAACUGACAUAAUAGAACGAGACUGUUUACGCUCAGUUUCCCAUUUGGUUCCACAAGCUACAACUCACCACCUCUUAUGUUGGGACACAUUUAGGUUUUCAAUGUUUUACAGCAUUGACAGGCAUCUUUUCCUCGUCAACAGAGGACUGCAGGAUGACAAUCCACAAUUUGUAAGUGGUCUCAACUUCAAAAGAGCGUGGAUUCCCUUUUUUUUUUUUUAAACUGUCACCUUUCCUUUUUGACACUGCUGCCCUGAGGAGUCACCAUUACAAUCACUUCUUCAGAGGAGAUGAUGGCCACAGCGCAGUCGAGCGCUCAUCACGUACAGACUCGUGGCUGCGGACAGCCUCUCCAACAGGACUGAUCUUUGUGCAAAACCGCAGGCACAUCAUACGCUAGGAAACUCCAAUGCAUCAACCAUGACAAGUCACACAAACGCCAAGGUGUGUGCGUGUGUGUGUGUGUGCACACGCCUGUGUGCAUGCAUGAAUGUAAUCCAGGGAGAAUCAUGGCGUAUUACUGAUAACCUGUGUUGUUCUGACCCCUGAUGCUCUGCAGAGAUCAGAGAAGUUUCACCAUCCUGAUCCUUCUCCUCUUCAACCACCAUUUCCUCCUCCUCCUCUUCCUCAUCCUCCUUCUCUCCGUUUUAGGAAAGUGUUUCUCAUUCUCCGAGUAUCUUUGUAAAUUGUGGCAUGACACAGAAGUAAAGUUGUGUAGGGUUUGUGGAGCUGUAGCGCUGUAGAAGUGGAGGAGGACACCUGUGCCCAGGGCCCACUGUGUGUGAGUCGGGUGGGGUUCAAGGUUCAGGGUUCAUUCUUUGUGGCGGGGCGGGGGAUUAUCCAGGUCCUUGUUGAAUUGUUGAACUUCUUAACUUUGCCUAUUGCUUGUGUUGAACUAUAAUAGGUGUUUGACUUGCGUAGGGGUAGGUCGUUUUUUUUCUUCUUCUUCGCGGCUGGUGAAUCCUAUCAUAAUGUAUGGUUUAAUACUUAUAUAAACACACUAGUUUAAAAACUAAUUGUCCUGUAACGAUGAGGAGAAUUAAUACAUCUUUGUCCGUGGGGUGACUUUUUUUUGUUCAUCCUCCAAAGACAUGUCUCACCCCUGUACUCCCCUUUCUUAUGCAAAUGUGUCCAACUUUUAUCAUCGAGAGAUAUGUUACUUUUGUCAGACAGAAGUGCUCUUUGUUUCUGCCAUUCAGCGUCGUAGCGAUUCUUUGUGGCAUUUACUUUUUCAUGAUGUUGAUGGCCUGUUGCUUUCCAAAAUGGUGGGACCAAAAUCUAAAGGAGCUAUUAGCUUAGUUUCAUAUAUAUCCUUUAAAAAAAAAGCAAAGGAAAUCCUCCUCAGGCUGGAUAAAGAGUUUACACUGAUAAAUUAAUAAUGUUCUUUGAAAUGUCAAAUUCUGGAGUGGCCAUCUUAGAUAAAUUCAAACAUUUUAAUUCAGGCGCAAGUGUCUUCUUCUUCUUCUUUAGGACAAUUGAACAGCUUUCAUCCUGGUUUACUCUGAAAAGGUUUGCCUGCCUUCUAGUGACCGCGCCCCACACCAGAGGAAACUAGCAGGCGUUACCAGAGCAGUGACAGUUUACUGUUACAUUUCAUGAUGGCAUACCGAUCUUUGUUUGUAACAUUCAUUCGUAGCCGAUCACUUUUUGGUGUGAUUUAUUUCUGUAAGGAAACAAUAAAUCGGAAUCCUACUUUAUCACCAUCUUGUGAACGGAAAAUUGAAUCAAUAAUCCCUUUUUAUAUUAAAAAAAAAAAAGAUAUCAGGAUCUCUUCCAUGGUGUCGUGUAGGAGGGUAUUUACCUUUGUUUGAACAUUAACAUAGGCUGGUAAAACUAGCAUGUCACAGUGUUUUUGACAUGGCUUUAAAAAUGUAUCUGUUGAACAGCCACUUCGAAAUGGCUCUUAUUAGCUUUGAUAACCAAAUAUAAGUUGGUGUAGUUGUAGUUUUUGCUUUGAGGAAAUUGUGAUUUGCAAGAAAAAAAACAACACCUCUGUCCAGCCUUGUUGUUUGUCAUCAUCUGGAGCUAUCAGCGCAUUGUUUUUGUUUUGUUUUGUUUUUUAUUAAUAAGACACAUAUAUUUGAUGCCUAUAAUUUGUUUGAAUGUUUUUAUUUUUGUCUUUUACGCUCGAUGUCCAGGAUACAAGUCGAGAUAUCCCUGAUUUUUUUUUAAAGACAAAAAAUGAAUAAAUGUGCUUCCCUUGUAACUUGAAGAAAGAAAUAAACAAAAAAUGUAAUUAUAAA
Scomber scombrus (Atlantic mackerel) is the source of this 6033-nucleotide messenger RNA. RefSeq names its product ubiquitin-conjugating enzyme E2 H-like. NCBI's taxonomy places the organism in Eukaryota, Metazoa, Chordata, Actinopteri, Scombriformes, Scombridae. Gene Ontology annotation, biological process: ubiquitin-dependent protein catabolic process; protein polyubiquitination. Gene Ontology annotation, cellular component: nucleus. The transcript is spliced from 7 exons. The coding region runs from base 3101 to 3442 and encodes 113 amino acids. Gene Ontology annotation, molecular function: ubiquitin conjugating enzyme activity. The record is from RefSeq and is a predicted model, not a curated record.